This is a messenger RNA of Aspergillus eucalypticola CBS 122712, 567 nucleotides long. RefSeq lists its product as uncharacterized. The transcript has a single exon. The record is from RefSeq and is a predicted model, not a curated record. NCBI's taxonomy places the organism in Eukaryota, Fungi, Ascomycota, Eurotiomycetes, Eurotiales, Aspergillaceae. Bases 1 to 567 code for a protein of 188 amino acids.
AUGACGGACACACGUGCACCCGCUGCCAAUCCGAUAACCAUAAACCCGCCUGCGAAUACUCUACCGCCUAACGUGGCAACUAGAACGGUUCGAGUGGCAAACAUGACCGCACAUGAUUUUUAUCCGGCGCCUCCUGCCCCUCAGGCAUCUCCUGCUCCUCAGGCACCUCCUGCUCCACCGGCUCCCCCUACUCCUAGUACGGCCGCAGCACCACUCCUACUCGGCGGCAACUGGUCAGACGCCCUAGUCCGCACCAUCGAGCGCUCUAGUCAGCUCCAGCAGGACCUCCGCGGCAUCGCGCUGCGCAUGGGACAACUAUCACGCGAGUAUGAGGCCCUAGCAAGAGAGAUACACCGCCCACGACUGCUCGGGCACCUGGGGGAGAUCUGCAUGCACGCCGUGGCCCAACACACAAACAAUCCGGCUGGCGUGGCGGCUGUUCGGCGGGCUAUGCGUGCCGCGAUCGAUCUGCUCAACCCUCAAGGAAACGCGAACCAGCCAGCAAACAACCCUCAAGGAAACGCGAACCAGCCAGCAAACAACCCUCAAGCGAAUGCGAACCCGUAA